CUGGCUUUUGCCUAGCGCCGGCGGUAGUGCGUUGCGUUCUUGUUUGCCUAGCGCCGGGGGAGCGCGUGCGUUCUUGUUUUGCCUUGCAGCGAAGCGGAUGAAGGCGUUCUUGUUAGCCUAUAGCGUCGGCAAAAAUGCGCGCGCUCUUGUGUGCCUAGCGUCGGCGAAAAUGCGCGCUUUCAUGCUUAGCCCAUCGUCCGCGAGAUGGUUCGGGGAGUUGCCGUGA
Molecule: messenger RNA, 226 nt
Organism: Microthlaspi erraticum
Lineage: Eukaryota; Viridiplantae; Streptophyta; Magnoliopsida; Brassicales; Brassicaceae
Source: the annotation of a GenBank genome assembly